AUGUCUUCAUCUGAUCUAGGCCCUUUGGCAAUGAGUCAAACAAAAGAUGACCUCGUCAAGCAUCUAAAUAUUAGUGCGGAGACGUAUACCCUGAUGGCGAAAGAGACAGAUGUAGUCUACAGGUGGCUUAUUUCGGAGAAAUGCCACCUCAAGAAGAACUGCAAAGGGAAACCUCCGUACGAUUGGAGCGAUAUUGUCGAGAGAUCGAAGGAUGAAGCAAUGAAACUGAUAGUCCAAAAUGGUACUGAUCAAACGGCAUACUACUGGAACUUAGCCAAGCCAACUCUCGACUGCCCGAACUGGAUCGCAAGAUGGUUCUUAUAUCAUAAAUUUCGCUAUCGAGAUGGUAGGAACAGAAAUAUCAGGGCCGAUAGUAGGGAUACUGCGCCAUACAAUUCGACAACCCCUUCGCACCAACAUUACCCCAAUUACCAUAAUUCGCACCAUCCAUACCCUUCACGCCAUAGACAUGUACAGGUAGAUGAGCAAUACAGUCACUCUUCGUACUAUUCAAGUGCUUCCAUGAAUACAGGAGACACUCAGGGAUACGACUAUUCUUCCACUGAGCCUAGCUCAUCUACUAGUGGCUACGCCACCUACUCAUCGAGUCAAACAUAUACACCAUCGUCGUCGUACGUACCGUAUACGUCAUCGCCGAUCACCCGAGAGAACGGACAGACUAAGCCAUACGAUCCAGUUAGGGAUCUUUAG
Molecule: messenger RNA, 711 nt
Organism: Botrytis fragariae
Lineage: Eukaryota; Fungi; Ascomycota; Leotiomycetes; Helotiales; Sclerotiniaceae
Product: putative glucose-methanol-choline oxidoreductase protein
Exons: 4
Coding region: 1-711 (236 amino acids)
Source: RefSeq, a predicted model, not a curated record